AUGGUUUCAAAAUUCACGCGAGCUGCUACUGCAGCAGCAAGAAGAGCGGCUGCACGCAUGCGUGCGGCCGCGGAAUGUGCCUCUCACGCCUCAGCAGAAGGUGAUUCGUCGCCUGUUGUCGUGAAUCCUACACGUGGUGAGUCACCACGUGCGUCAGGUACGUUCGUUGCGUCUGCAGUGGGUACCUCGGGUCGUAACCAAGACGAUUCUGAGAUAGAGCUCAUUGUUUUUGGCGAGUCGGAUGAUGCAUCCGACUCGAAGGCGACUCCUCACGCCUCGGAAUCACCCGGGCGAACUCUGCAAGAGCCAAGUUGA
Messenger RNA from Peronospora matthiolae, 315 nucleotides. Lineage: Eukaryota; Oomycota; Peronosporomycetes; Peronosporales; Peronosporaceae. The record is from the annotation of a GenBank genome assembly.